AUGGCCGUCCCGACGGAGCUCCUGCAGUGUGGUCUCAUCCAUGCACAAGAAACGCAGUAUCGUACUGGUCAGGAACUUACGCAAACAACACUGAUCGAUGAGACAACUGACGAUACAGGACCUAUCAAACUCAAUAAUGCCCGUGACAUCUUCAACUUGGCCAAGAAUGCCGACGAAUGUCACGUCCCAUCCAUGCACAUAUCAGUCUUAGAUGCCAACAAAGCAUCACUACCCAACACAGUGAGACCUUCGGCCAUACGCAUUCCACGGGAAGGCUUGGCGACCACGACUGCAAUUGUAGCCUGCCAAGACCUGGGCAUAGCCCUCACGCGGCUUCAGAAUGCGACUGGUGCUAUGCGGACUCCGAUAUGGACGGGCCCUUGA
This is a messenger RNA of Penicillium daleae, 384 nucleotides long. RefSeq lists its product as uncharacterized. The record is from RefSeq and is a predicted model, not a curated record. The transcript is spliced from 3 exons. The coding region runs from base 1 to 384 and encodes 127 amino acids. NCBI's taxonomy places the organism in Eukaryota, Fungi, Ascomycota, Eurotiomycetes, Eurotiales, Aspergillaceae.